Messenger RNA from Rhodotorula graminis WP1, 1044 nucleotides. RefSeq lists its product as uncharacterized. Lineage: Eukaryota; Fungi; Basidiomycota; Microbotryomycetes; Sporidiobolales; Sporidiobolaceae. The record is from RefSeq and is a predicted model, not a curated record. The transcript is spliced from 2 exons. The coding region runs from base 1 to 1044 and encodes 347 amino acids.
AUGCCAAGCCCGCGCCAACCUCGCGUCUCCGUAUUGUGGACCUGGAUCGACGGCAAGCCCGUAAAGGUCACGAGCGGCGUCGCCGUCAGUGACGACGAAUUCAACGAGGGCUCCGGUGUCGGCCUGAGCGAGGUCCGCGACAACUCGGACGCCCUCACGGCGUUCAACACGGCCGCCGCGUCGUCGCCGUUCGCGACAACCGCCGAGAAGCUCGAGCGGUGGACCGCGUCACACGCCGCCGCAGCCCUUCCGCCGCGCUCGCCCACCAAGGCGAGAAUCGCCAAGACGCUCGAGCAGCGUUCGUUCGACGAGGAUCGCUCGCCGGCAAAGUGCCUCUUUGCGCCCACGACGGGCCUCAUCAAGACGUCGUCGGCCGAGGACCGUGUCGAUGCGAGCGGCAGCGGCAAGCCCGGAGCGGCGGUUCUCGGCGGCGUCGAGACGGAGGACGAGUCCGAGGACGAGGGCGACGACGACAAGGUCGGGCUCGUCGCGUCACACAUCGAGGAGAUUGACCUGUCGGUCGAUGACUCGGACGACUCGGCGUCGUCGGGCUCGCGCUCGUCGACGGGCUCGGUCGUCAUCCUCCUGUCGCCCGACGCGUCGGCGUCCGAGGAGGAGGUCGAGUCCGACGACGACGACGACGACGGCCCCUCGUCCAGCGACUCGGACGCCGCGGUCGCCUCGCUCCUCCUCCCGGCCUCGCGGCUCGCCGUCGUCGCCGGCCCGCCGCCUCCGCCCAUCCGCGCUGCCUCGCGCCUGCCCGCGCCAGCCGCCACCGCCACGACGCCGAGGCCUCGAGCGUCGUACCGGGCCGCGACGCCGUCGGGCACUGCGUCGGCGCGCGGUGGCGCGGGCGGCGUCGCGCGCUUUGCGGGACCGCGCCCGGCCCCGGGCUCGGGCCCCGUCACGCCGUCGCGGCGUCAGGGCCAGGCUGCGGCCACGCCGGCGUCGGCGCGUGUCCUGCGCUCGGCGGCUCAGUCGAGGGGCGGUGCGGCUACGGCGAGCGGAGGAGCUCAGGGCGGCAGCGGUGGGUCGUCGGGCUGA